UCAUUCUCUACCCUUCCUCGUUCCUUUCUUCCGUCCUGCAUUCUGCGCCUCAUUUUGCUCUCGUUCUCUCUUCUCCCAAAUUGUUCUCUCUCUUCCCUCUUUUCCUCGUUCUUACUCUCACACAGAGCCAUGUGUGGAAUUCUAGCUGUUCUAGGUUGCGCCGAUGAUUCCCAGGCCAAGAGGGUUCGAGUUCUUGAGCUCUCUCGCAGGUUAAGGCACCGUGGUCCCGAUUGGAGUGGGUUGUUCCACCAUGGAGAUUGUUAUCUAGCACACCAACGGCUUGCGAUAAUCGAUCCUGCUUCUGGAGAUCAACCUCUGUAUAAUGAGGAUCAGAGCAUCGCCGUGACGGUUAAUGGUGAAAUUUACAACCAUGAAGAACUAAGAGCUCAAUUAUCCAACCACAAGUUCAGGACUGGAAGCGAUUGUGAGGUUAUUGCACAUCUGUAUGAGGAACAUGGUGAAGAUUUCAUUGAUAUGUUGGAUGGCGUUUUCUCUUUCGUUCUGCAUGAUUCAAACGAUAACAGUUUCAUUGCUGCUCGUGAUGCGAUUGGUGUAACACCCCUCUAUAUCGGAUGGGGACUUGAUGGCUCUGUCUGGAUUUCUUCGGAAAUGAAAGGGCUUAAUGAUGACUGUGAACAUUUUGAGCAGUUUCCUCCCGGCCAUAUCUACUCCAGUAAACAAGGUGGAUUAAAGAGAUGGUACAAUCCAGUUUGGUUUGCCGAGUCCAUUCCUUCGACUCCAUUUGAUCCUCUUGUUUUGAGGAAGGCAUUCGAGAAUGCUGUCAUUAAAAGGCUCAUGACAGAUGUUCCCUUUGGGGUCUUACUAUCUGGUGGAUUAGAUUCUUCAUUGGUUGCUUCUGUCACUGCUCGCCACUUGACCGGAACCAAAGCUGCCAAACAGUGGGGCUCUCAACUCCAUUCCUUCUGCGUCGGGCUAGAAGGAUCACCUGAUUUGAAGGCUGCAAAAGAGGUUUCCGAGUACCUUGGCACUGUCCACCAUGAGUUUCACUUCACAGUGCAGGAUGGUAUUGAUGCCAUUGAGGAUGUUAUCUAUCAUGUUGAAACCUAUGACGUUACUACCAUCAGAGCAAGCACCCCUAUGUUCCUAAUGUCGCGCAAAAUCAAGUCUUUAGGGGUGAAGAUGGUGCUGUCAGGGGAGGGUUCUGAUGAGAUUUUUGGAGGGUAUUUGUACUUCCACAAGGCACCAAACAAGGAAGAGUUCCACCGGGAAACUUGCCACAAGAUAAAAGCCCUUCAUCAAUAUGACUGUUUGAGGGCAAACAAAGCAACCUCUGCAUGGGGCAUUGAAGUUCGUGUCCCAUUUCUGGACAAAGCAUUCAUAAACGUUGCUAUGAGUAUUGAUCCUGAGUGCAAAAUGAUCAAGCCUGAUCUUGAGAGAAUUGAGAAGUGGGUGCUGAGGAAAGCUUUUGAUGACGAGGAGAAUCCUUAUCUGCCCAAGCACAUACUGUACAGGCAGAAGGAACAAUUUAGUGAUGGAGUUGGGUACAGUUGGAUUGAUGGACUUAAAGCCCAUGCAGCACAGCACGUAACUGAUAAAAUGAUGCUGAACGCCGAACAUAUUUAUCCACACAACACACCCAACACUAAAGAGGCCUACUAUUACCGCAUGAUAUUUGAAAGGUUCUUUCCUCAGAACUCUGCAAGGCUGACCGUACCUGGAGGGCCGAGCGUCGCCUGUAGCACGGCGAAGGCCAUUGAGUGGGACUCUCAGUGGUCGAAGAACCUGGACCCCUCCGGCCGAGCUGCUCUCGGUGUUCAUCUGUCUGCUUAUGAUCCACAAGAAUCAAUUACUCUUGUGGCAGGGAAGGGCUCAGCUAAGAUCAAUAAUAAGAAACCGAGGAUGGGAGAUAGGGCAGCUCCAGAACUAAUUGUUAGUUCCUGAUACCUCAACAAAGACCUGCUUUUCACAGAGCUCUUAAGCUUUUAGUUUCUAAUAUGUUUUAAUUAAGCCUUCAAACUAUAUAAGGAUAUGUAAAAUUGCUGUGAACCUCGAUUAUGAAUGUGCUGCUUCUAUUUUUAAUGAUUAAAAGACCUUCGUAGUAUUUUUCCUU
Dendrobium catenatum is the source of this 2071-nucleotide messenger RNA. Its product is annotated as asparagine synthetase [glutamine-hydrolyzing]. The coding region runs from base 130 to 1902 and encodes 590 amino acids. Gene Ontology annotation, molecular function: asparagine synthase (glutamine-hydrolyzing) activity. Gene Ontology annotation, cellular component: cytosol. The transcript has 13 exons. The record is from RefSeq and is a predicted model, not a curated record. Lineage: Eukaryota; Viridiplantae; Streptophyta; Magnoliopsida; Asparagales; Orchidaceae.